AGAUUUUUAGGGCACCUUUUCCAAAGCAAAAAGAUAUUAGACAGACAAGGGCUGAAAAAGAUGCUUUAUUGUUCUAAACAAAUAGUUCACUCCUUGUUCUUUGGAUGCCUGGCUUUUCUUGCUGUGACCUCUGUUGUGAACGCAGAAGGUCGUGUGUUUGUUUUAGACCCGAGGAGCUUGCAGGGCUUCGGGGAACCAGAGCAGGCGUGUGCCUCACAAAAUGCCCGCUUGGCGUCAGCGGAAGAGCUCCGUCAAGCCGUGGUGGAGUGCUUCUUCUCUCACUGCACCCGUGGGUGGCUCUAUGGCGGCACGGUGGGGACGACAGUUUGUAGGGUUGAGGGGAGUUCACUGAAGGCUGUUAACGUGAAGACAGAAAAUGCUACGGAGGACACUGCACACCUGAGUGCCUUCUGCAUGAAAGACAAAACUGUGACCUGUGGGGAUCCUCCAUCGUUCCCCAACGCUCGCCUGCAGGAUCACUCAGGGUUUGAGAUGGGAGACGAGCUGCUGUACACGUGCACGCCUGGUUACGUGAUGCCCAGCGGUCACUCUGCCUUCAGCCUGCUGUGUGACAGCUGCGGAGAGUGGUACGGGACCGUGCAGAUAUGUAUUAAAGGUGGAACUGAAACCCAUGUAGACUAUGAAGACAAGCUUGAAGAUUCCUAUGAAGAAACAGAUCGUGAUCGUGACAGUCAAGAAGACAUAUUCAGAGAUACUUCUCAAGAUGGGAAGGGGAUUCUGCAGCAGCAAGAAACAAAAUUUUGGGUCAAUGUAGAAGAGGAGCACCAGGAUGGCCAUGAAGUGCACGGUAUUGGAGUAAAGGUGAUUAAUAGCAGUAGAACCUUUGGAGGAACUGUGGAUGAAAUAGCAAUGAGAGAGGAAGAUGCUUUCACAGUCCAUCCCAGGUUUGAGCAGGACAGUACCAAGUUGGUCCGGACUGGUGCAGCUCCAGCCACAAAAGAGCCUUUUUCUCUUCUCUCCCAAAAACACAUGUUCUGGUUCCCCUCUGAGACUUUCCAGGAGGAGGUACUGCCCAUCUCCAGCAACUCAGUCACACAAGCAACACAGAGAGCUUCUGGUGCCCGGUCUGAGGAGAGCAAAGAACACGAGAGCCAAGAAAGGCUGGAAAGCACCGACUCUGUCGAUCAAGAUGAUCAUGAUGGUGAUGAUGAUGAUGAUAAGAAAGACAGAAAUAAAGAUCAAGAUGAUAAAAUAUAUGAGGAUCCUGGUGAUGACAGAGAUGAUAAUGAUAAUCAUGAUGACAACCUCCGUGAUGACCUGGACAUCCAUGAAGACGACCGUACCGAUGAUCACGAUGAUCACCAUGAUCAUGAUGAUCACGAUGAUCCUGACAGUCGCCAGGAAGAGGAUUUUGAUGACAAUGUGAAGCAACCGACUCGCUACGACAAUUCGGACAGAUCUGAUCGGAACAGAGACAACGAUGAUCAUGAUGACCAUUAUGACAUGGGCGAGCACGAAGACGGCAGUGAUCGCACCAAAGAAUACGAUGAUCGUGAUGAUGCGUAUGACGAUCACCCAAGUCAGGAGAAUCAUGAUGAUGAUCACAGGGACAAUGAUGGAGAACAUCCUGAUAAUUCAGAAGAACAUCCAACAAGUGACGAUCGUGAUGAUGGAGAGGAACAUUACGAUCACGAUGAAGAUGACAUUCACGAUGAUCGUGAUGACAAAGAUGAGGAGAGCUAUGACGAUCAUGAUAGUCAUGAAGACGAUGAUCAUCACCCACAUCUUAUCAUUUCUGUAGCCAAUGAGCGGUGGCCAAACAUCACCCAGAGGGAAGCAGGAAGUAAGAACUCUAAAGAUAAUACUUGGCUUGAUGGAUAUCCUGUCGAUCUAUUUGACACAGAAAAUAGUGAUUCCACAAAAGGGCAGAUGGGAACCAGAAUGGCAAAGACAACAGACAAACCCAACAAUGUGGAAGUACGUAAACGGGUUCCUCACAUCAGUUUGUCAGACGGAGAUGUAUCCUUCACUAUGGCACCUAAAUCCGACCAAGGGAGGGAGAAAAAGAACUGGCCUGGCUCCAGGACUCCAGCUACCUCAUCUGACCAUUCAGAGCUUUCAAACUCCCCCUCAAACUCCGACACCCUGGAUUACGCAACACAACAAGUUGCUCCCACCCACUCCUGGCUGGACGACCUCACCAAUCACCCCUUCCUCGAUCAUGGCCCAGCUCCCCCGGUGCAUGAUGGGAACACGUUUCCUGGAGUGAUAGAGGAACACACUGUGGACAAUCUGCCAGGUAUGAUGGGUGAGAUGGAAGGAGAGAAGAGGAAGACGAUCUGUGUGGGUGAGGACUGUCCUCCCCACCCUCCAAGCUCAACCAUCCAAGGGGCGAAGGUGGCAGCCAUCAUUGUGGCGGUGUGUGCCAUGGCCACCGCAGUCAUCAUCGGAGUUUGGUGUUACAGACGGAAACAGCAGAAAAGUUCGCUGUACGAGAUGAACGGAAAAGGUCAAAGCCAGAGCAGACAGGGUCAACAGAUAGAGAUGCAGCAGAAAGUGUAGGAAUGGAGAAUGAGGACGUUAAUGAAGAGCAGAGACAUUUAAAGAUAGAAGAAUUAAGAUAAACAAGAGGAACGAACUUCCCUACAUCAUGUUAGACACUACUGCAGGUGUGAACACUUUGGGUUUGAUAACAAGCUGCAUUUCUGCUUCAAUGAAAAAAGCCUUGCUGAAUUAGCUAUAAAUAUACCCUCAUAUUAUUACGUUAAAACUUCUGCAUGUAGCUGGAUGCAAACGGGCUGUGCCUAAAACAAAGAAAUUAGUAAAUACAGGGAAGCUAUUCCUCCAUGACUAUAUCAACUGGGACUUCCAACUUUAAAUGUUUUCAUCAUUUUAGUGAUGCUUGUUUGUAUUUCCUUGGGUUUCUGCUGUUUUUUAAACUGUUUUGAAUACCUUGAUACAUUGAUGUAAAUCAAGAAUGUCAACCCUUGGAAUCCAUUGUCAUAAAAGCUUUAGAUCUGUUGCAUCUUCAAUACGCCUAUUUACUUAAAUGCUUUUAACAGGUAUCUGCACAACUUGAUAAUAUUCUCCAGUUGUUUGAAUCAGGUGUGUUGUACAGGGUCAUGUAAAAACAUAAACCCCAACUAACAUGUGGCUAAAUCUCUCUUUGCUCCUUGAAGACAAGCUUUUUGUAGCCAUCAGCAAACUUCUGACCACUCUGUUGGGAGAGUUAAUUUAAACUGGUAGGUUUUCUGGCGUGGUGCACCAAUUUUCAACAGGAUUUAAGAUGAGGUUUUGCUUUGCUAACUCUACGCUAAUAAGAUUUAGCCAUUCCAAAACCAGUGUUUAUUUACAAUGGAGGUCAAUGUUUUGUUUGCACAAUGUGGACGGAAAGCAGCGUUUGAUAAUUAUUUAUUCCACAACAAACACCCAUCUGACCAAAACUAUCACUCUCAAAUGAGAGAUUGCCCUAUUUUACUGAGCUAUUCAUUUUUUUUAAGUUUAAAAUAUGCACUUUAUUCCAAGUUAUUUACCUAUAUAACAUGACUGUUAUGACUGGGCAGCAAAACAUAAUCCACCAGUCAUUUUACUUCAUUUCUUUGGGUUGCAUUACUCAUUUGGUAAUGCAAAACAAGUUACAGUAAUGCAGAUAUGCACAAUAAUGCAAAAAUAAUCAAAAAAGGACAAAAUAAGAGUGGUGCUGGGUCGGCUGGUGAAUUUGACCUCAGUUGGCCCCCCAAAUGAAACUCUGCUUAGGAACUGCUUUAAAUAUGGGCUGGGUCUGAUCAGCAUCACCGUUCACAGUGAAACCAGUUUUACUUUACCAUGAACUGAGAGGACGAUGGCAAAGAAAUUUUAAAAUGUUUCUGCUUUGAGAUGACAUGUGUUGUGAAAUGGCGCUAUGCAAACAAAUUGAAUGGAAUGGAAUGAAAUUGAAUUGAAUUUGAUUUUCAGCUGACCAAACAAAUGCCUUCUGCAGAAAGUUUUAUCGGGCAAAGUUUGAACUUUUUGGCCCAAAUGCAAAGACGUAUGUUUGGCAGAGUCAACGUAAUAACACUCAACCAAGUGUCAAGUAUGGUGGAGGCAGCAUCAUGCUGUGAGGUUUUUCUUUACUGCCAGAAGUACAAAAACUGAUCACGUCAGGUUUCCAGGCUGUUGGAAGACGACUCAGAGCGAAAUCAUGAAUGCAUUUAAAGUUUUCUCCUCCUUCGUGCAGAAAGACCUUAGGCUGGGAUUUGAACGCAGUACUAAUGUCCUGCAACACAAAUGAGAAAAUACAAUUUUGUGCAAACACUUCUCCUUCAUCCGAGUUCCUCCAUGUUUUGACUUAGCCCUUGAAAAAGACAUCAGUGAAGAUAUUAAUUCAUUUUUCUACCACUACAGGAAAAAAAAAACUGUCCCAGGUGAAUUAUGUGUAAUAUUAAAAAAGUAUGAACCCUGUCCCCUCAACACACAUACUCUAAAUACAAACUUCCUCUGAAAUCUUCCCUGGAGAAGAUAUCUGGAGAUGUGUUCAGUACAGGCUGGUUGAAAAUGACUAAGAUUGAUUAAUUUGGUCAAGUUAGCUAAAUGAGUACAACUGUGUUUAUGUGUGCACUGUAAAUGUGGCAUUUAGUUGUUCUUCUGUCUACCCUGUGACAAAUGCCAAAUAGAAGAUGUACUUUUAAAUGUUAACAUGUAAACACAUUUAAGUACUUAAAGGAGUUUAUAUAUACAAAUAUAUCAGUUUUUCUAGUUUGGUAAGCAAGUUAGCAUUUGAAACAGACAUUAUAUAUAAUUAGUGUAAAUGUUGUUAAUGAGGUGAGAUGCUUUGGCAUUGUUGUCUUGUGUAAUUCACUUUAGCUCCAUAAAAAUGAUGUUUAAACUGCUGUUAUUUCAGGAAUGCUGGUGAAGAAAAAGAGUAGUUGGAUCUGGCAGCUCUUUGUUUGCCUGAUUUACUUCCUAAACUUUGAAAAAAAAUCGAGGAGUUAUUUUCCACACUUUGAAGAUUGAAAGAUUAAAGCGAUGACAGGAUGGACAAGACAUUGAAUUUCUCUUCAUGUGAGUUUGUUUUAUCUGCACAUGUAUGGCAAAUAUUAUGCCUUCUUUAUAAAGAAAAAGAAUUUGUGUCAACUUGAGUCAAUAAUAUUAUUUUCUUAGUUUGUCAGGAAAGAAAAAAUAAUUUCACACUAUUUUUGGUAAACAAUUAUGAUUAUAGUCAUUAUUAAUUAACAAUAAAAGAAAAGCAUGAUGAUAAUAUUAGAAAUACAACAUUUCAAGUAAUUAUUUUGGUUAUAUAUGCAGUGACUAAAAACACUUUUAACGUUUCUGUUGAUCUCAAAGUGUAAAGAUUAGUCCAGAAGUACAUCUAAAGUUCACUGUGAAGGUAAAACAUGUUUGUACAUGUGCUUUCUUGGUCUUAAUAAACAUAUAAGAUGUG
This is a messenger RNA of Xiphophorus hellerii (green swordtail), 5380 nucleotides long. It is a transcript of the gene susd5, whose product is annotated as sushi domain containing 5. Gene Ontology annotation, molecular function: hyaluronic acid binding. The coding region runs from base 61 to 2523 and encodes 820 amino acids. Gene Ontology annotation, biological process: Notch signaling pathway; cell adhesion. The record is from RefSeq and is a predicted model, not a curated record. NCBI's taxonomy places the organism in Eukaryota, Metazoa, Chordata, Actinopteri, Cyprinodontiformes, Poeciliidae. The transcript is spliced from 5 exons.